Molecule: messenger RNA, 2264 nt
Organism: Phyllostomus hastatus (greater spear-nosed bat)
Lineage: Eukaryota; Metazoa; Chordata; Mammalia; Chiroptera; Phyllostomidae
Gene: AKAP7
Product: A-kinase anchoring protein 7
Exons: 8
Coding region: 51-1331 (426 amino acids)
Cellular component (GO): cytosol
Molecular function (GO): protein kinase A regulatory subunit binding
Source: RefSeq, a predicted model, not a curated record
CUGCGCGUCGGGGCGUCCCCUUCCGCCCCUUCCGGGUCCCCGGCCUGGGCAUGCAGCUCCUCCGGGGACUGCGGCUCUGGGGGCUCGGCCCCUACGUAGACCAGCUCGCCGCGGCCCGAGCCCCAGCCGCCUGCAGCGGCCCCCGCCCCAGCGCACCGCCUACUGGGCCCCGGCCCCGCCCCAGCCUCCGCUUGGCGCGCAGGCAGGGGCCGCCGAACCGGGCCGCCACUACUGCCUCCGCCUGCCGAGCCGCGCUGCCCACUAGUGCCGACACCAUGGAGCGCCCCGAAGCGGAAGGAGUAAAUUCCAAUGGUUGUGAAAAUAUGUCAAGAAAAAGGGAAAUAGCAGAAGAACCUGAAGCCAAUACUAUGGAUCCUCUGGUAGAUAUGCCAUUCGCUACUAUAAAUAUUAAAGAUGAUUGUGGAAUCACUGAUGCACCUCAAAUAGAUGUGGAGAAAGGUGAAGAAAAUGAACGGAUCAGUAAAGAUCAAAUAAAGAAGAGGAAAAAAAAGCACAAAGACUAUCAACCCAACUAUUUCCUAUCCAUUCCGAUCACCAACAAAGAGAUUACAAGAGGAAUUAAGAUCCUGCAAAAUGCAAUAAUCCAACAAGAUAAGCGGCUGGCCAAGGCAAUGACUGGUCAUGGUUCCUUUCACAUUACCCUGCUGGUGAUGCAGCUGUUAAAUGAAGAUGAAGUAAACAUUGGUAUUGAUGCUUUGUUGGAAUUACAACCACUCAUAGAAGAAAUCCUUCAGGGAAGACAUUUGACUUUGCCCUUUCAGGGGAUUGACACAUUUGGAAAUCAGGUUGGAUUUGUGAAGUUGGCAGAAGGAGAUCAUGUAAACCCACUUUUGGAGAUUGCAGAGGCUGCAAAACGGACAUUUCAAGAAAAAGGCAUCUUGGCAGGAGAAAGCAGAACUUUUAAGCCUCAUUUGACCUUCAUGAAACUGUCCAAAGUACCAUGGCUCCGGAAGAUGGGAGUGAGAAAAAUAGACCCAAAAUUAUAUGAAAAAUUUAUCAGUCACAGAUUUGGAGAAGAAAUGGUGCAUUGCAUUGAUCUCUGUUCCAUGUUGAAGAAAAAGCAAAGUAAUGGUUAUUAUCAUUGCGAGUCUUCGAUUGUGAUUGGCAAGAGACGUAUUGGAAUCCGGGACUUAAUUAAGGAAGCUUUGCAUCAAGAAAGAAUGGUUCUGAAGUCCAAAGUGAAACAGAUAAGAGAACUUUUAUUAAAGCCUGAGAUUCAGGCCAAAAUUAGAAGGGAGCUUUUUGAAGGAAGACCCAUUAACAGCAGUAAUCAAGAAAAUGAUGUUGAUUUCCGUGCAACUUUGACAUAAGGUCUGCCUUAAUAUCAUGGUACCAGUUUAUGAAAUGUUUUUGGCUGAUUAAAUAGCUCUUUGGUAAAUGCCAAAGAAGUGCUUUGAUAGUGUCUUUACUAUAGCACACCAACAUUGGGUAAGGAUUUCACAACUUCUUGCCAAAGAAAACUGAUUCUGUCCUGUUAUUUUUAUUUUUAAAGCUAAAUGUGUGUGGGAAUGUUUGUUUCUCUAGUAUCAAGGGUUAUUUUAUAAAAAGUACUUCUUAAUUAGCUGUUGUAAAAUGGUCCUUGGGUCUUCACAGAUAAAAUAUACAGACUGUGAGAAAUCAUUUACAGAUUAAAAAAAUAGAGUAUUUAAAGAGUCACUUGCUUCCUGUUGACAUGAUUUUUGUUGUAAUAGUAAAUCAAAAAGAAGUAUCGUCCACACAUGACCGUAUCUGGUGUUACUUUAAUGGGAAUUUGAAUGUUUAUUGAAUACUAGUACUUGAAUUAUAAGUGUAAUUAUUGCAAUUACUGGUUGAGAAUGUUUUAUAAUAGCCAUAUGUAUUAUUUUUCAAUGAUCAAAAUGUAGUUUGCCUUUUCAUUUCUUAAUGAAUAAAUGUUUGGGAUUUUUAUUUUAUACUUUUCUGAAGAUAAGCCCGGGUCUUAUUGUAUCCCUUAUAAUCUGAAUUUGUUUGCACUGGAUUAUUUUUAAAGAAAAUUGUUGAAAAUUUUCCCCUUGUAUGAUAAUCAUUGUUAACAGCUUUUUCUACGAUCAUUGUAAAAUGCUGCUACUGAGAGAUCAUGAUAGAGGGGAAAUUAUUAGAGAUCAAAUAUGUAACCAUUUCAAAUAUAAAAUCCAGUUUACUCCUGGAAUUUAGCUAUUUUUUCACUGGGUAAAUUAACUACAUUUAUUUAUAAAUAUGUUUUUGCAUUUUCAUGCUUCUUAAUAAAUGUAUUGUUUUCCCUUGUC